Helicoverpa zea (corn earworm) is the source of this 1559-nucleotide messenger RNA. RefSeq lists its product as uncharacterized. The record is from RefSeq and is a predicted model, not a curated record. The transcript is spliced from 2 exons. Gene Ontology annotation, molecular function: nucleic acid binding; zinc ion binding. Bases 278 to 1291 code for a protein of 337 amino acids. Lineage: Eukaryota; Metazoa; Arthropoda; Insecta; Lepidoptera; Noctuidae.
CGGCGCCGCCGUAGAGAAUAUGAGAAUACGUCGGAUUAGAGUGACAGCUGAGGAAGUGUCACUCUGACGGAGCGUCAAGUUGGGAGCAGCGCGGGAACUUUGACAUAAAGAAAAAGGCCCGCGCGCCCUCACCAGGCGAAUCGUCUCAAUUCGACGUCGUAAUUUAGUUUAUUGUUUGUUUUUCACCAUAAUUGUUAUUUCUUACUAUAAAGUGUACUCAAGACAGUGCUGGCAUUAUUAUUCAUUAUAAACUAAGCGUCUGCGGCUAGAGUAAACGAUGGAGAUUUCUGAUGUUGGUAACGAAGAGCCGACAUCAGAAGUGGGAUCGAAGAGAGGUCAUGCCGUGGAUACGCAGCCAUCAAAAAGCGACCCUGCAACGCAACUAUUGUCAAGCAUGGAGUCGCUCUUAUCCCGGUUGGUCUCAAUCCCACCGCCCCAGGCAGCAGUAAGUUCUAAUGUGACACCAAAACUCAUCCCAUACGAUCCUGACGAUAAGGCCGCAGAUAUUGAAGAUUGGUGUGCACUAACCGAAGUCAUAGUAGAGAACAAAAAUCUCGAUGGUGUCGACUUACUAAUGGCACUCACUAGAGCACUCAAAGGUCGUGCCGCUACCUGUUUAACCAAAUUAAACUUGAAGAACAUAUCCUGGUGUAGUAUUAAACAAUUGUUAUUGGCUAGAUUUGCCAAACCGAAACUGAUUCAAGAUCAUUUUGAUGAGAUAUUGCGAUUUCAAAUCGAGGCUAAAGAAACUGCAUCUGAGUCUGCGUUGCGCUUAUGGAGCAUGAUCGAGCAAAUUCCAAAAGCAGAAUUAUCCGAAGAGGUUAUUACUGGGUUUGUCAUAUCUGUUUUAUGCCAGAAGGAUAACUUGAUACGUAGAGAGCUAACAUCCCAUGUCGUUACUACUCGCGCUCAGCUAUUUCGAAUUCUUAAUGGCAUCUCGCUGAAACGCCGGACGGAUAAUACGGACGGGUGUCAAGACCCUGAUGUGAAGCGACCGCGGACGACAGAUACGAGGUUUCUUGGCAAAUGUCAUCGUUGUGGCGUAAGGGGUCACAAACAGUUUGAAUGCAAAUCGCGUAAGGAAGAUCAAGUAUCGAAGCCUUCAGAUUAUUCAACUUCCACCAACAAGCAAGACAAAACCAUUACCUGCUUUUCGUGCGGAAAGACUGGACACACGUCACCAACUUGUCCCGACAAGAAGAGGCCCGGUGGGUCAGCGAACAAAGAAGUCAACCUCUGCGGCCAUGACCCCUCCAGAUCCUCGCUGGAGACAUCUUCCGGACGCCAUUAAACUACUACGUCCGAGGACGGACGAUUGUCAGUCUGGCCGUGUCGGCGCCGCCGUAGAGAAUAUGAGAAUACGUCGGAUUAGAGUGACAGCUGAGGAAGUGUCACUCUGACGGAGCGUCAAGUUGGGAGCAGCGCGGGAACUUUGACAUAAAGAAAAAGGCCCGCGCGCCCUCACCAGGCGAAUCGUCUCAAUUCGACGUCGUAAUUUAGUUUAUUGUUUGUUUUUCACCAUAAUUGUUAUUUCUUACUAUAAAGUGUACUCAAGACAG